UGGGCUCUGGGGUGCUGCAGCCACAGGUCCUGGUCCCAUCAAUAAAAUCCAAAGUGAGCUGGCUCUGAUGAGGAAGGGACCAAGAUGCCCCACUCAGGGAGGUCUUCCCGGGAGAGGUGGUAGCCAGGCAGGCCCGGGAGUAGGAGGAGAAUAUGCUGAGUUUUUGCACUGCAAGUCCAAAAAGUUUACAGAUUUUGAUGAAGUCCGGCAGGAGAUUGAAGCAGAGACCGACAGGGUGACGGGGACCAACAAAGGCAUCUCCCCAGUGCCCAUCAACCUUCGAGUCUACUCGCCACACGUGUUGAACUUGACCCUCAUCGACCUCCCGGGUAUCACCAAGGUGCCCGUGGGCGACCAGCCUCCAGACAUCGAGUACCAGAUCAAGGACAUGAUCCUACAGUUCAUCAGCCGGGAGAGCAGCCUCAUUCUGGCCGUCACGCCUGCCAACAUGGACCUGGCCAAUUCCGACGCCCUCAAGCUGGCCAAAGAGGUCGAUCCCCAAGGCCUGCGGACCAUCGGUGUCAUCACCAAGCUUGACCUGAUGGACGAGGGCACCGAUGCCAGGGAUGUCUUGGAGAACAAGUUGCUCCCGUUGAGAAGAGGCUACAUUGGCGUGGUGAACCGCAGCCAGAAGGAUAUUGAGGGCAAGAAGGACAUCCGUGCAGCGCUGGCAGCUGAGAGGAAGUUCUUCCUCUCCCACCCGGCCUACCGGCACAUGGCUGAUCGCAUGGGCACACCACAUCUGCAGAAGACGUUGAAUCAGCAACUGACCAACCACAUCCGGGAGUCGCUGCCAGCCCUGCGUAGCAAACUACAGAGCCAGCUACUGUCCCUGGAGAAGGAGGUGGAGGAGUACAAGAACUUCCGGCCCGACGACCCUACCCGCAAAACCAAAGCCCUGCUGCAGAUGGUCCAGCAGUUUGGGGUGGAUUUUGAGAAGAGGAUCGAGGGCUCAGGAGAUCAGGUGGACACACUGGAGCUCUCCGGGGGCGCCCGAAUCAAUCGCAUCUUCCACGAGCGGUUCCCAUUUGAGCUGGUGAAGAUGGAGUUUGAUGAGAAGGACUUACGACGGGAGAUCAGCUACGCCAUUAAGAACAUCCAUGGAGUCAGGACUGGGCUUUUCACCCCGGACUUGGCAUUCGAGGCCAUUGUGAAAAAGCAGGUCGUCAAGCUGAAAGAGCCCUGUCUGAAAUGUGUCGACCUGGUUAUCCAGGAGCUAAUCAAUACAGUUAGGCAGUGUACCAGUAAGCUCAGUUCCUACCCCCGGUUACGAGAGGAGACAGAGCGAAUCGUCACCACUUACAUCCGGGAACGGGAGGGGAGAACCAAGGACCAGAUUCUUCUGCUGAUCGACAUUGAACAGUCCUACAUCAACACAAACCACGAGGACUUCAUCGGGUUUGCCAAUGCCCAGCAGAGGAGCACGCAGCUGAACAAGAAGAGAGCCAUCCCCAAUCAGGGGGAGAUCCUGGUGAUCCGCAGGGGCUGGUUGACCAUCAACAACAUCAGCCUGAUGAAGGGGGGCUCCAAGGAGUACUGGUUUGUGCUGACUGCAGAGUCGCUGUCCUGGUACAAGGAUGAGGAGGUGAGUGGCAGGUGGGAGCAGGGCUGCUGGGGGACAUGGGGCAGCCAGGGAAGAGCGGACCCAUGGCAGGGUCAAGCCUGCUCCUCUCCCUCCCCCCGCAGAAACGUCUACAAGGACCUGCGGCAGAUCGAGCUGGCCUGUGACUCCCAGGAGGACGUGGACAGCUGGAAGGCCUCGUUCCUCCGAGCCGGCGUCUACCCUGAGAAGGACCAGGCAGAAAACGAGGACGGGGCCCAGGAGAACACCUUCUCCAUGGACCCCCAACUGGAGCGGCAGGUGGAGACCAUUCGCAACCUGGUGGACUCAUACGUGGCCAUUAUCAACAAGUCCAUCCGCGACCUCAUGCCAAAGACCAUCAUGCACCUCAUGAUCAACAAUACGAAGGCCUUCAUCCACCACGAGCUUCUGGCCUACCUAUACUCCUCAGCGGACCAGAGCAGCCUCAUGGAGGAGUCGGCCGACCAGGCGCAGCGGCGGGACGACAUGCUGCGCAUGUACCACGCCCUCAAGGAGGCGCUCAACAUCAUCGGCGACAUCAGCACCAGCACCGUGUCCACGCCCGUACCCCCGCCCGUCGACGACACCUGGCUCCAGAGCGCCAGCAGCCACAGCCCCACUCCACAGCGCCGACCGGUGUCCAGCAUACACCCCCCCGGCCGGCCCCCAGCGGUGAGGGGCUCCACUCCAGGGCCCCCCCUGAUUCCUGUGCCCGUGGGGGCAGCAGCCUCCUUCUCGGCGCCCCCAAUCCCAUCCCGGCCUGGACCCCAGAGUGUGUUUGCCAACAAUGACCUCUUCCCAGCCCCACCUCAGAUCCCAUCUCGGCCUGUUCGGAUCCCCCCAGGGAUCCCCCCAGGAGUACCCAGCAGAAGACCCCCUGCUGCGCCCAGCCGGCCCACCAUUAUCCGCCCAGCCGAGCCUUCCCUGCUCGACUAGGCCUCCAGGGGGGCGUGCUCUCGGGGGGACCUCACGCACCCGCGGCGCCGGAGCUUCGGUGGUCUGGGGCCCUCUGCCGCCCCUAUGCCGGGACCAGGCUCCCAGUGGGCAGCCCUGGCCUCUUCCUUAACGCUGGCCCCGGUCCAGGGCCGGCCCCCAUGCCUGGCUGGACACCGCACUGCGCAAAGGGGCCCUGGAGCUCCAGGCAGGGGGCGCUGGGGUGAUGCACUUUGGGGGAUGGAGUCUCAGGGUGGCAGAGGGGGAUCUGAACCCUUGACGCCAUCCUGAAUGAGGGGUCCAGCCUUGGGGGGACUCUGCCAGGGUCUUCUCGGGCUGGGAAGGCCCAUGUAGGGCAGGCCUUCUAGAAUUGGGGGCACCAAGGGCGCCUAUGUCCCCAGGCCUUGCUGGGGUGCAGGGGUAUAUCAACUUCUCAUUAGCAGGAGCUCCCCAGCGGCAAGCCUGGCCCAGUGGGCUCAGUAGUGCCCGGCUGCCAGGCCUGAGGUGUACAUAGUCCUUCCUGGCCAUAUUAACCACGCAGCCUGAGCCCGGCCCAGCCUCGGCUGCCAGAGGUGCCUUUGCUAGGCCCGGAGCCGUUGGCCCGGGCCGGCCUUGCCCUACUCCUCUCUCCUCCUCCUCCCGGGUCCCCCAGGGUGGCUGGGCUUGGGCUAUGUGGGUGGUGGUGGUGGGGGGCCUUGGGGGCCUCUCAGCUCCCACCCAUGCCUCCCUGAUGGGGUGGGCCCCGGGUGGCCUCUCUCUGAGCAGACCUCACCCACUCCUCGCUCGGUUUGACCACUGUAAGUGCCUGCACUCUGUAUCCUAUUAAUAAACUAAAAUAAAGGGAAGACGCUGCUGGUG
Messenger RNA from Mandrillus leucophaeus (drill), 3373 nucleotides. RefSeq names its product dynamin 2 (gene DNM2). Gene Ontology annotation, molecular function: microtubule binding; GTPase activity; GTP binding. The transcript is spliced from 19 exons. The record is from RefSeq and is a predicted model, not a curated record. Gene Ontology annotation, cellular component: membrane; cytoplasm; microtubule. The coding region runs from base 68 to 2518 and encodes 816 amino acids. NCBI's taxonomy places the organism in Eukaryota, Metazoa, Chordata, Mammalia, Primates, Cercopithecidae.